AUGAAGCUCCAUGCAAAAUUGCAGCUUGUCUCUAAUUUGUUGAAGGUCACCCAUGUAAAACGAUGUAUCGGCCCUGAGCUAUGCAUAAAGACUCUCUUUUCAAGAUCUGUCGAUGUUAAGGGGCAUAAUAUGCCCAACGAUGUUAGAAUAACAAUAGUUAUUCUAACUAUACAGGUGAAGUUUUAUUCUUCUGAACCCAACAAUCUGAGGAAGGAACUAACGAGAUAUCAGUUUUCUUUACAGUUGAAACAAGAUAUUUUAGAAGGUAGAUUAGAUUGCCCGCCAGAUAUAUCAGUAAAGUUGGCUUUGUAUGUUUUAGAGCCUGAAUUAGGAGAUUACAGUGAAUCUCGAACAAAUUCAUCAAGUCGCAGAAACGCCAGUAGAAAAUCUAAUAGAAAUUUAAUACAGUGUAAAAUUUUGAAACAAGAUAUUUUAGAAGGCAGAUUAGAUUUCCCGCCAGAUAUAUCAGUAAAACGGAAUGCUGAAUUGGCGCAUUUAAACGAAGCCAAAUCGAUCGAAAUGUACGGUGUUGACAUGCACACAGUCUUUCGAAAACAUAGCAGGCAAUAUAAAUUGGGAUUGUCUCAUACAGGAAUUCUUGUUUUUGAAGAACCUAAUAUUGAAAUCUCUCGGGUUCUUUUUUGGCCUAAAAUAAGUAAACUGAAUUUUAAGAAGAAAAAGGAAAGAGAGAGGCAAACCAGCAAACGUUUUUUAGAACGAAACGGAUUCUUCCGAUUAAGAGCACAAGUUAAGGAACCAUCUGUUAGACCGAAUUUCUUUCGAAAAAUUCGACAUUCUGAUAAUCCGACAGAAUACCAAAACACGUACAAGAACAGAGAUAGAACGGUUCAGUUGGAGAGGAAACCCAGUCAGAGAUACGGGAGAAGAAAAAGUCGUGUGCUUAGGGUAAGGCAAAAACAGCAUGCGCCAGCAACAGUAGAAGCAGAUCAAAAUGUAGCAGCUAAACCAUCAGAUAUUAUUCAACCAUUUUUAAGUCGAUGCAGUGAAAGAUCUACAAAAUCUAAUGCAACAAACACAACCGAAAAUGAAUCAGUCUACUGCCAAGUUAAAGACGAUGCUACGAAAGGUCUAACACACCCGCCGUCAACGCCUAUCAGUCCAAGUUCUCUGGAAUUAGUUAACCAAAGUAGUUUUGGUAAGGGUUCUGUGGGACAGAACUCGGAAAAAUCAUUCAUUUCUUACUGAUCAGCUUACAGUCCAGCGUUGUCAAACAAUAGCAAAAAAAGUUGCAAAGAAAAUAAGUCUGUUACAGUUCUCAGUUCUAAUAGCCCAGCUGUAAGACCGACUCUAUCGAACGCUGAUAGACGAUUAGACUUUUUACUGAAAAGUCUCAAUAAGGAAUCACUGACUGGCGUUGCAAGGGACGAAUCGAGGAAUAAACUUUAA
This is a messenger RNA of Sitophilus oryzae (rice weevil), 1407 nucleotides long. Its product is annotated as band 4.1-like protein 5. The record is from RefSeq and is a predicted model, not a curated record. Gene Ontology annotation, cellular component: cytoskeleton. NCBI's taxonomy places the organism in Eukaryota, Metazoa, Arthropoda, Insecta, Coleoptera, Curculionidae.